Molecule: messenger RNA, 1765 nt
Organism: Eutrema salsugineum
Lineage: Eukaryota; Viridiplantae; Streptophyta; Magnoliopsida; Brassicales; Brassicaceae
Product: 70 kDa peptidyl-prolyl isomerase
Exons: 13
Coding region: 1-1593 (530 amino acids)
Molecular function (GO): protein binding; peptidyl-prolyl cis-trans isomerase activity
Source: RefSeq, a predicted model, not a curated record
AUGGAGGAAGGCGAAGGUGAGGUCAUUCAUCCUCUCCAGGUGGGAGAAGAAAGAGUUCCUGGGACUGUUGAUGUUAAGAAGAAACUGGUCAAACCCGGUGUUGGCUGGGAAACUCCUCAACUCGACGACGAAGCCACAUUUGAUUAUAUUGGUACUACACUUAGUGGUGGAAUUUUUGAUUCAACAAAAAACCAUAGAAAACCUUUGACUUUAGCGAUUGAUGAAGGUGAAAAUAUGGUUCCUAAUGGGUUAGGAAAUUGCAUUAUGACAAUGAAGAGAGGAGAAAUUGCAUUGUUCACAUUCCCUGCAGACCCAAAUCGUGGACAUGAUGAGGAUUCGCCUCCAAGUUCGGUUAUUCAGGUUGAAAUCAAACUUAUCUCGUGGACUCCUGUUAUUGUUAUAGGUGAAGGUAUUUUCAAGAGAUAUAUAGAGAAAGGCAAUAACAAUGAGAAGCCUGGUGUUUUGGAUGAUGUUCUUGUGAGGUACCAAGCUGAGAAUGAUGGUAGUGUUGUGGCCAAAACACCUGAUGAAGGCAUUGAGUUUUGUGUGAAAGAUGGCCAUCUAUGUCCAGCAUUGCCACUGACAGUUGUAACCAUGCUUCCCGGAGAAAAGGCCAAAUUGGUUGUUCUGCCUCAGUAUGGGUUUAGAGAGGAAGGAAGAAGUGCAAGUGGGAAGUUUCCUGAGAUUCCACCAACUUCUGUGCUAGAAAUUGAAGUAGAGCUGGUGUCCUUUAAAUCAAAGAUCCGCAAGAAAGUUAUUAGAGAUGGCGAAGGACCAAGUGUUGGAGACGAUGGUGCCACUGUUACUGUCACUUACGUUGCAAAGCUAGAGGAUGGAACUAUAUUCGAAAAGAAAGGAGUUGAGAAAGAGGAACCACUGGUUUUUGUAACUGAUGAAGAGCAAGUGAUCUCUGGCUUAGACAAAGCUGUUACAACAAUGAAGAGAGGGGAAAAGGCUGUAUUGACGAUAAGUCCUGAGUAUGGUUUUGGAAAUGUGGAAGUCCAACGUGACCUCGCUAAAGUCCCACAAUGUGCAGUCCUCACCUAUGAAGUUGAAAUGUUAGACUUUGUCAAGGAGAAAAGACCAUGGGAGAUGACUAAUCAAGAAACAAUAGUGGCUGCUAACAGAAAGAAAGAAGAAGGCAAUCUUCUACACAAGAAUCAAAAGUAUCAGCGAGCAGCAAAGAAGUACAAUCAGGCUGCAGAGUGUAUUGCCAAUGGCUAUUUCUAUGACGAUGAAAAGAAGCAAGUCGAGGCUUUGAAAGUAUCUUGCUUAUUGAAUGGUGCAGCCUGUUGUCUAAAACUAAAAGAUUUUUUGAAAGCUACCUGGCUAUGUUCGAAGGCGUUAAUGAUUGACUUCCAAAAUGUGAAAGCUUUAUACAGGCGUGCACAAUCUCUCAUUGAGACUGGAGACUUGGUUUCAGCGGAAACGGAUAUCAAAAAGGCUCUGGAGGCUGAUCCUGAGAACCGCGAAGUGAAGUCCCUUUACAGGACACUGCAACAGUCUAAAGCUGAGAGCUACGCAAGGCUUUAUGCAAACAUCUAUGCAUCAGCUGAAAAACUGGACCUUAUGGAGAUAGAUGAAAAGUCAUGAAAUGUUUAAAAUAGUAAAUGGACGAGGGUUUUUGGAUAUGCUCAAGUAGUGGAAAUAGUUAGUGCGACUCGGACAUUUCUUUUUGUGUAGUUCAUGUAGUUGCUGUUGAGCUUACUAGAAAAUGUUUCAGGGUAGAUUAUGAACAUGGAACCGUGAAACUGGACUAUAAGUC